UCCUAAAGAGAAGAAAUUAAAAAACAACAUUAAAAGCAAUAAUUUUUUAUAUACUCUGUGUUACCUAGAGUUUAUUUGACAUUUAUUUGACGUUGACGGCUGACGUUCCUUUUGAUCAUAAUUUGUGUCCAACAUGGCUCGUGGACCUAAAAAGCAUUUGAAGCGAUUAAACGCUCCUAAAGCAUGGAUGUUGGACAAAUUGGGCGGCGUGUACGCGCCACGGCCCUCUACCGGCCCUCACAAGCUUCGCGAGUGCCUGCCGCUCGUGAUUUUCCUGCGGAACAGGCUCAAAUACGCGCUCACGGGCAACGAGGUGCUGAAGAUCGUCAAGCAGCGGCUCAUCAAGGUGGACGGAAAGGUGCGCACGGAUCCCACCUACCCUGCCGGCUUCAUGGAUGUGGUAUCAAUUGAGAAGACCAAUGAACUGUUCCGCCUGAUUUAUGAUGUCAAAGGUCGAUUCACAAUUCAUAGGAUAACACCAGAGGAAGCUAAGUACAAGCUGUGCAAGGUGCGGCGCGUGGGCACGGGGCCCAAGAACGUGCCCUUCCUCGUGACGCACGACGGCCGCACGCUGCGCUACCCUGACCCGCUCAUCAAGGUUAACGACUCCAUCCAGCUGGACAUCGCGUCCGCCAAGAUCAUGGACUUCAUCAAGUUCGAGUCUGGCAACCUGUGCAUGAUCACGGGCGGCAGGAAUUUGGGCCGUGUGGGCACCAUCGUGUCCCGCGAGCGCCACCCCGGCUCCUUCGACAUCGUGCACGUCAAGGACUCGACGGGGCACAUGUUCGCCACGCGGCUGCACAACGUGUUCAUCAUCGGCAAGGGCACCAAGGCCUACAUCUCGCUGCCGCGCGGCAAGGGCGUGCGCCUCACCAUCGCGGAGGAGCGCGACAAGCGCAUCGCCGCCAAGGUGGCGGCGCACUAGCGCUGCGCAAUAAACUGUUAACCACCA
Molecule: messenger RNA, 952 nt
Organism: Pararge aegeria (speckled wood butterfly)
Lineage: Eukaryota; Metazoa; Arthropoda; Insecta; Lepidoptera; Nymphalidae
Gene: RpS4
Product: 40S ribosomal protein S4
Exons: 6
Coding region: 134-925 (263 amino acids)
Biological process (GO): translation
Cellular component (GO): cytosolic small ribosomal subunit; ribosome
Molecular function (GO): RNA binding; structural constituent of ribosome
Source: RefSeq, a predicted model, not a curated record